CUGUGUGUCACGCCAGUCAGUCACCGGAGCUUUUAAAAAACCCGUUCCGAUGCGCGGCUUUUAGAGUUUUUUUAUUUUUGUUUUUUUGCUCGAUUUUCACCCCGAGUUCGCAAAACCUGUCAACGCGUCAUGUGAGUUCGCGUGGUUCGUUAUCGGUAUUGCAUUUGAAAAUAAGAGUGCAAGUGGACAAAAAAGCACGAUGGACACAAAGUAUCCCGAGCCUUUGUCAAAUGUCUACAAAAGAGCCACGCGGAAAAAAAUGAGGGACGAUAGAGCUCGAUACAGGACUCAAGCAGUCACCUUUUCAGAAAUCAGGGAGGUCGACGAGGAGAACACCCAAGACUCGGGCGACCGCGAAACGAGCUCCGGUCUGCAGCGAAGCCGCUCGGACCCGAAGCUGGACCGACUGGACACGAAGGAGACCCUCCGGCUGAGUCGACUCGAAGAGACCCGGCUCAAGAACAAGAUCAUCACCGACCUCAUCAAGUCCGUCCACGGUCACCCUCCCGAAGGCUCGGCCCUUCAAGAUGAGGACCCUGCCCCCGAACCUGCGGGUACUUGAGGAUCGCCCGCCGGAAGGGGGUGCCAUGAAGAGAAGCUGUCAUGCCCUAAGCCACCACAAAGCAACGCACAGGACCUCUGAAAAAACUACAGUGAAAAAAGUUACGGGCUAUAUAGAUGUACCGUCCGUUCCGGGCUCGGAGGCCGGAAGUUGCGGGUGCUGAAGCCGUAGUUUCGAUUUCUCCGGGUGCUGAACCCGGAACUUCCGGCCUCUAAGCCCGGAACGUGGACGGUAUGUUUUUAUAGCCCGUAAGUACGGCUUCCACGGCCGGAGUUUUUUUUAUUGUGUGUAAGGAGAAAAAUUUUCUGUUGGAUUUACGGAAAUUCCAAUUAUAAAUUCCCAGAGGAUGCGAAGAGAGACACUAGCCUCUUGGCGACAGGUGGUAACUUUUACUUUCGGGGAUUCAACACUUCCUGAUGGACAAUAUGCCUGUUGCAAACUUCAGCUAGACCAAAGAUAAGAUUUAUAUCUGGCAGCGUAUGGCUCAAAAAUUACGAUGAACGCAUCGGGGCGGUCUCAAAUACACUUCUAACAUCACAAUCUGUGUAAAGAAUAUGCGUUUUUUUUAAGCUUCCUGCUUCCAAAACGAUACUAUGGUACAGGUGAACUCUUUGUAAGAGGAGUUGUUCCGUCCAACCUUUGCGCACCAGGAUGCUAUACAAUAUUCAACAUAACUGAUGCCAACCUGUCAAAAGGUACGUGAAAGACGGGACUUUAUCAACUGGCGGGUUUAUUUUUAAAUUUUUCCUUGAGUUGAUAAUGAUUAACGUCCUUCUUCACGAUUUGAGCGCGAAAGCUUCAGCCAUGUUGAAUAUUGUGUGACAUGUGCUGGUGUGAAAGGGCUGAAUGAGACGACUCCUCAUACGAAAUGCUCACCUAUGCCGAAAUGCUGUGAAUUUUUGAGGGAAUUUUUCUAAAAAUCUUUGAAUCCUCCAGAUCAUGCGAGAAAGACUUUUCUCAGUAAUUCGGUCGAACACAUUACGUUUUUUUAUAUUUUCAAUGAAUUUUCAAUUUUCUUUUAUAUGUGACAGUUGUGUCUGCAAUGUUUUCUACCGUUUCUUAGUUCACUUGAUCAUCAUAUAUAUUUACAUUAUCAACAUCUUAUUUUCACUCUUCCGAUUUUUAGGUAUCGUAAUUUGCAAGGUCAAUAAUAGAAAAUAUCGAAAGGACGUUUUUCUUUUGUCUUUGCUUGCUGCUAAAAAUCAGUGAAUUCUAAGUAAAAUAUUCAUUUGUCAGAAUGAAAUAUCUUUAGUAUUUGUAAAAAGUAAGACGUACUGUGUGUUGCCUAUGUGUCGUUUUUGUCUCUGAACAUGAAUGUUACAUUGAUGAAGUACAAUUAUGCCAUCAUCUUAAGUAUGGCCUGUGCUUUUGAUCACAAAUUUCACAAGGAAAUUGUGCGACGCAUUUAAGGUGGCGAAAAAUCAACAAUUUCAGAAGGAUCAUUGGUGUGGCAGUAACGAACCGUUCAGUCGCCAAAAUGAGAACAAACAAAUUGACGACAAGAAGUCUAACAAGGCGUUUGCAUGGAUCGUGCAUGAUGCGCCUUCCAUUUUUCCCGAGGCAAUAUGGACGACAACCAUACCAGGGUUAUAAAAUCGCAUCACGCUUUGAGAUAAUUGUAUUUCUGGCUUAUCUUUUUAAGCAUCAAUCUGAGUAGAGAAUCGAAUGACACGUGUAUAUUGUUUUCCUAAAGAGUAACGAAUUCCUUUUUGUAUAAUGAAUUUCAAUGUUAUAUUCAAGUUUCAAAAUGUAAUGUAACGCUGUCCAUGUCUUAUCCGGAUUGACGGGUCGUGUGUCUGAUGGUGCAUAUUGCGCCUUCAAUUUCAGCCGGCAGCAAUAUGGUCAACAUACGUGUUCAAAUAGUUGUCUCUAGAGCGCCGUGCAAGACGGUGCAUCUGUAUGGGAUUAAACAUUCUUGGUGAAUAGAAUGAAGGUGCAUCAGCCUAGAUCAUCAGCAUAACUCUUUGCGUUUCUGAAAAACUAAACUGCAUGAGAUUUCGCUCGUCAAAUGUUAAAGUAUAGCUUAUAACUGUGAUAUUAAUAAUAAAGACUUUAUCGCUUAAA
Bemisia tabaci is the source of this 2626-nucleotide messenger RNA. RefSeq lists its product as uncharacterized. Lineage: Eukaryota; Metazoa; Arthropoda; Insecta; Hemiptera; Aleyrodidae. The record is from RefSeq and is a predicted model, not a curated record.